GGACUCCAGACGUUUAACAUAUCAGUACUUCAAAGUGCUAGACAUUCAAUCAGGUGGCAUAAUUCAGCUAUAGGCCUCAGUCAGAGCUCUUCACCCUAAUAUCUCCCUUGAUUAUGAUGUAUCCUCAAUUGGACAAUAAACAUGACUGGUUAAAGCAUACAGAUGCUUGCAACGCACUCUUAACCUCUGUGCAACAUGACACUAUUCUGUGGUCUACAGAUGAAGCAUAUUUUCACGUCUCCGGAUCAGUAAAUACAGGAAGUGCAGAUCCAGUCGACCAUACAGUAGUAAGCCAUUCCUUAAUGGCGUCGCAUAGGUUCAUCAGAAAGCCAGUCAUGAUGAUUCAAACCAAACCACCUAAAAGAGGUUUAAAAGUUGAAUUUUUCAGCGUUUUGCUUCCACGCUCAUAUCUUGAAAACAAUGCAUUCAACCGACAUAGCUAACAAUUCAAAAAUGAAGCUUAAUACAUUCU
Nilaparvata lugens (brown planthopper) is the source of this 472-nucleotide messenger RNA. RefSeq lists its product as uncharacterized. Lineage: Eukaryota; Metazoa; Arthropoda; Insecta; Hemiptera; Delphacidae. The record is from RefSeq and is a predicted model, not a curated record. The transcript is spliced from 2 exons. Bases 114 to 443 code for a protein of 109 amino acids.